This is a messenger RNA of Quercus robur (English oak), 1125 nucleotides long. RefSeq lists its product as uncharacterized. Lineage: Eukaryota; Viridiplantae; Streptophyta; Magnoliopsida; Fagales; Fagaceae. The transcript is spliced from 9 exons. Bases 90 to 1004 code for a protein of 304 amino acids. The record is from RefSeq and is a predicted model, not a curated record.
AUCUCUUCCCUCCAACUCCAUCCACACCUAGUCUCUACACUCUCUACACUCUACUAACUCACUCUAGUCAUAGAAACAGACACAGACACAUGAUGCAUUCCUCAAUCUGCAUUCCCACACUUUCAAAACUCAACCUGAACCACAACCCUUUUCUGGGUGACUGUCUCUCAUCAAGACCAUCUUUACCACUCACUCUCAUAAGAAGAGCCUCUCUAAGUACCCGUGCUCUUCUCUCACCUACCAAACAUGCAGUGUUGAAGGACUUUCAAGAACGAAGAGCUCUCAAGAUUAUCUCAGGAUUACAAAAUUUCAAUAGAGACAAUGUUGCUUCUGUUGUUACUGCUGCCGAGAAGGGAGGAGCAACUCAUGUGGAUAUAGCUUGUGACCCAGAUUUAGUGAAGCUUGCCAUUAAUUUAACUUCUCUUCCGGUUUGUGUUUCUUCAGUGGAUCCAGCAGCAUUUCAAGCUGCUGUUGAAGCAGGAGCACUAAUGGUUGAGAUUGGAAACUAUGAUUCAUUCUAUGAGAUGGGUUUGGUUUUCUCUCCAGAGCAGAUAUUGAAUCUAGCAAAGGAGACUAAGAGCAUUCUUCCAUCUGUGACUUUAUCAGUAACUGUACCUCACACACUAGGCCUACCCGAUCAGGUCAAGCUGGCAGAGAUGCUGGAACAGGAAGGUGUUGACAUCAUUCAAACAGAAGGAGGGAAAUGUUCAAAUCCUUCAAAAUCAGGUGUUCUUGGUUUGAUUGAGAAGGCCACACCAACACUAGCUGCCGCAUAUUCCAUUUCACGGGCUGUCAAGAUUCCUGUCAUGUGUUCAUCUGGACUCAGCGCAGUUACAGCGCCAAUGGCCAUCACAGCAGGGGCUGCGGGUGUGGGUGUAGGUUCAGCAGUGAACAAGCUUAAUGAUGUGGUUGCAAUGAUCGCAGAGGUCAGAAGUAUUGCCAAUUCAUUAGAGGCAUCAGCUGGUAGACACAACACAUCUGAAGCAAGAGCUUUGAGACUGUAAUUGGAGCAUGUAGACAUAUUGGAAUCCCUUUCAUAAGAAUAAAAACUACAUACAACAUGUAGCCAUAUUCUUUUUGUUUUCCUUUUCCCAUCUUCUCUUACAUAUGAAGUGAUUUCUGACC